AAUAGUCGCUGUUAUAAUGGUAUUAAUAUUAUAUGAAUUAUAAUAUUUACAUUUCCCACACGAGACUUGUUUGAAUGCAUCAAUGAGGCGAUAUUACAAUGGAAUUAUAUAGUUGACAGAUGGGUCUUUCAGUUGUAUAUUUUUUUUUAUCAAUUGCUUAGCAAGAUAUUAGAAAAAAAUGUUUGGCAUACGCGCUUUUCUAAUUGAAAUUACUCGGUGAGUGAGAAAUUGUUUGAUCGACAAAAGCAAUGACACCAGAGACAUUCUGUAUCGUAUUUGUAUUGAUGGUACAUGAAUGUUUUGGAGUUUGCUAUUUUACCAAUAACCAAACACCUGUCAAGUAUAACUUUGUUGUAGGUAUUUUGAGUCCGUCGACUGGAUUGAGUCCGUUACAAGAAUUUGUUGAGAAGAAUAUCCAGAGUAACGAUACAGACGUGAUAAACUGUUACGGUUCAAUCACUAUUGUAAACGUUAACGUCCGAGAUAAUCUGACCAUACAGGAGAAUGGAUGGACUAACAUAAAAGAUGGACUUAACACAACUUUAAAACUUCAAGCUAAUGAUAAAGCUGAGACUGGUGUCAGUGUGGUCAUUGGACCGUAUUAUACAAAUCUAGCCAUGAUACUGGAACAAGAGAACAUACCAUACGUCAUCACCCAAGACAAAGGAUUUAAUUACGUUGAUGAGACCCGGAUUGAAGAUCAUGUCGCGUGGUCCAACCUCGUGGAGGUAUCACCUCCAGCUGAACAACUUAAUCAAGCAAUAGUGGAUCUUUUCCUUGCUUGGAAGAAUAAAACUGCAGUUGUAGUUUUACCAGAUGAUCCUAAAAUAAAUGACGUUUGCCAGGACUUAAUACGUCGAAUGAUAGCCAAUCAGAUUUCACCAAUAUCUUAUGCUCUCCAAAUGAAUUCCGAGGAAGAUAUUCGAAACCAAACAGUAGAGGUGUUACGAAAUGCCCAGUUACUGCGACAAGAAAUAUUUCUUAUCUGUAGUCCCAGGGAUGACCAACAUAAACUAAUAGAGAGUGUUUUAAUUGAGGCAAAGUCAUUUGGAAACAUUAUGGAGAAUGAAAAGAACAUAUUCAUUUUCCAUGAUUCGUCUUUUUUCCUUGAACCAUUUGAUGAAGGACCCAUGUAUCGACAAGGAUUAUUCGAAGCGAAUUGUCAGCUUCUAGCAUAUCGUAAUAAAGAGAUCCGACCCGGAAGUAAAUACCUGACAAGUACAUAUGAAGCCACCGCUACUGAUACUGCACAUUUGAUACAAAAAUCUCAGAAACUUUACAUAGAGAAGACGAGUGGAACUGAUGAACAUGUAGAUGUAUUUAACAGAUCAAAAUUGAUAGAUGCACUGCGUGAGUCGACAUUACCAAAUGGUAAAACGGGUUCAGUAAAAUUUGACUCUGAAGGGAAACGGAUUGAUUACGUGUUUCACUUGUACAACCAUGGUGGCACUUCAUUGUUUAAAAAGAUUGGUGAAUGGAGACCAAAAGGUAAUACUACACAUGACAGACUGGUUCUUAUACCUUUUAAUGACACUCUGGAAAAAGACACACGUGGUAUUUUCCCAGACAUUGUUAAAGUUGUAUUUGUUAUGGAGGAACCGUUUAUUAUGAACAAACCAGGUAAUGUUGGAUAUGAGGGUUUUACAAUAGACCUGUUAGAGGAAUUAUCUAAGUUACUCUCAUUCAAAUACGAACUUUAUCCCAGUCCAAACAAUGCUUACGGAUCAGAAAUAAACGGCAGGUGGAACGGAAUGAUAGACGAAGUCAGGGCUGGGAAUGCCACGUUAGGCAUGGGAGCCAUAUCUAUUACAUCAGAACGUGAAGAAGUCGUAGAUUUCAGCCUUGGUGUACUCAGUACAGGAGUCAAUAUGUUAAUAUCAAAACCAAAGGAACAUUCUUCAAUAUUUCAGUUCAUGCGUCCAUUCACACUUGAGUUAUGGAUGGGUAUUUUAGGAGCAACUGUCACCGUCUGUAUUGUCUAUCUAAUGUUAGACACAGGUAAUCCAGAGAGGAAGUUUACUCUAAAGGAGGUGCUCUGGUUUUCUAUCGGCACUGUAUUAAUGAGGGGAACAGAUUUUUCACCUCGGCCGAGUUCACAGAGGAUACUUACUGCUGGGUUUACAUUCUUUGUAUUAAUAACUGUCUCGACGUAUACUGCAAAUAUGGCAGCAUUUUUGACAAAAGUUAACUUAGAUCAACCUGUAGAGACAUUAAUAGAAUUAGCAGAACGAACAAAUAUACAAGUAGGGACAAUAAAUAAUUCAGCCACAAUGCGUUUUCUGCAAAGCUCCGAAGACACUACCUAUAAAACAAUUUGGAAACGAGUUAUAGAGAGUAGUGGUCUUGUUACUAAUUCCAGUCAAGGUCGACAGCGAUCUGGAGAAGGAAAUUUUGCAUUCAUUUAUGAUUACCUUAUUAAUUCAUAUUUCGAAAAGAAUUACUGUAAAACUAAAAUGUCUGGUCAGCCAAUCAGACUACAGGAACAUGGCAUUGUUAUGAAAGCUGGUAAUCCUGCUAAAACUUCAAUUAACAUUGCUAUACUACAAUUGAAAGAAAAGGGCUUUAUUACAAGACUCAGAAAAAGGUGGUGGGAUGAUAAAAGACAAUGUGCUGACGACGCACUGAGUAAAAGUGUUUUACAAGUAGAGUUUGGAGUGAAGCAUAUGUCUGGAGUGUUAAUUGUACUGUUAUUUGGUCUCGCGUUUUCUGUAGCAUUCUUUUUAUUUAAAAAGUUUUACGUUUUGUCAAAGCAACAAAAGUCUUCAAAGAAAGAAUCAAACGGGAAAGAAACCGAAGACAAGAACGAGGAGACCAAAAGUAUGCUAGGCGAUGAGGAGACAAAAAUGUUUGGUAAAGACCAGACAAACAUAUUUGGUAAUGAAGGUACAAAAACUGUAUUCGAAAAUGAGGAGACAAAACCUGUGUUUGGUAGCGAGAUUCCUGUAGAUAUGGAAAAAUACAAUAUCGUGUAUGACAAAGUUUGAUAUUUUUAAUUCAUGAAAUAUCGUAAAGAAGAAUACUAUUUCUAGGUUGAUAUAUAUGGUAUAAAACUUAAGACGCUGACAAUUAAAAUCAGUCAAAUUCAACUGAGGUACAGAAAGACUACUUAUUUCGACACAGAGGCCUUGUGUUCAUCAUAGGCCUUAUAUGCACUAGUAAUGCUUCCUAAAUCAUUUUCCUGUUAAUGUUUCUAUAGCUCUCAUAUGUAUAUCGAUGUUGUUAUAUAUACAUUAAAUCGAUAUAUAAACUUUACAAUUCUGAUUGCACACCAAGGCAUUUUAAAUUAAGAAUGACGAUAUUCGAAAAAAGAAGAUGAAUGUAAUUUCUUUACUGUUUGGUUUCACUUAAAUAUAAUUAUGUUGGUAAUAGAUUUACCCAAUAUAAAAUGGAGAUGUUAUGGUUGUCUGCUUGCCAAUUAAACAACUG
Molecule: messenger RNA, 3426 nt
Organism: Mytilus trossulus (common blue mussel)
Lineage: Eukaryota; Metazoa; Mollusca; Bivalvia; Mytilida; Mytilidae
Product: glutamate receptor 4-like
Exons: 12
Coding region: 249-2984 (911 amino acids)
Biological process (GO): modulation of chemical synaptic transmission; synaptic transmission, glutamatergic
Cellular component (GO): plasma membrane; postsynaptic density membrane
Molecular function (GO): transmitter-gated monoatomic ion channel activity involved in regulation of postsynaptic membrane potential; glutamate receptor activity
Source: RefSeq, a predicted model, not a curated record